CCAACGUUAAACCGACCUCUACCAACCACGGGGACACAUCAGAAGAACCGAGUCACCGUGAAUUCAAUUCACAGCUCUUUUAUCGGGUGAGCGUGCCCCAGUGACAGUCCGUUCUCCCCGCGGUUAUGAGACUCCGCUGGUCCGGGGGCGUACUGCUGUCGGUGGCGGCUGCAUACUACGUCUAUACUCCGUUACCGAGUACCGUGAACGAGCCCUGGAAGCUCAUUCUGCUGGACGCGCUGUUCCGGAGCUUCAUACAUGCGGGUGAUGCGGCCCAAGCUCUAGGUGUCUGUCACAGUGUCCAUAUGUUGAACUCUGUGGUGUCUCGGUUGGAGGUGAUAGAGCCAUGGUCUAGUCCUACUGUACGUGUCACUGACUCCACCUUGGGGGGCGUGCCCGCACGAGUGUUCCAGCCAGUUGGAGGAGGAGCCAAGCUCAGGAGGGGAGUGCUCUACUUCCAUGGCGGGGGAUGGGCCCUUGGCAGCGGACGAAUGAGAUCUUAUGACCUGCUGUGUAGGAGGAUGGCUGAAGAGCUGGAUACAGUCAUUGUGUCGGUUGAUUACCGCUUGGCCCCGGAGGCAGUGUUUCCAGACCAGUACCAUGAUGCUCUAGCAGCGUCCAGAGCCUUCCUGUCCCCAGAGGUCCUGCAGCGCUACAGGGUCGACCCAGCCAGGGUGGGGGUGUCUGGAGACAGCUCUGGGGGGAACCUCGCUGCAGCCGUGGCCCAGCGGAUCUCUGCAGAUGACAGUAUGAGUGUGAAGUUCAGUAUCCAGGCGUUGAUCUACCCAGUCCUCCAGGCUCUAGACCUCAACACCCCGUCCUACCAACAGAACCACAACGUACCCAUCCUGCACCGACACCUCAUGGCCAGGUUCUGGCUAAUGUACCUGGGGGCUGAUCCCUCUCUCCUCCCUCAUCUCCUCUCCUCCCCUUCCUCCCUCCUCCAUCCCUCCAUCCCUCCAUCCAUCCGUUCUCAUCUCAACUGGACCGCGCUGCUCGCGGCCAAACACCAAAAGCACUACCGGCCCGUUGGCAUGGAGACUGGGUCGCGGGAGGUCACGGGGGAAGUGCCGGGGUUGGUGGAUGUUCGAGCGGCGCCGUUGCUUGCAGAACAGGGGGUUCUAGGUAGAACGCCGCGAGCAUACGUGAUGACGUGUGAGUUCGACGUUCUGAGGGACGAUGGGUUGAUGUACGCCAGGAGACUACAGGACGCGGGCGUCACGGUUACCAGUGUUCACUAUGACGACGGUUUCCACGGCUGCAUGGUCUUCUCCUUCUGGCCGUUUUGGUCCUCCGUUGGCCAGAGGAGUCUGGACAACUACAUCCAGUGGCUAGACCACAACCUCUAGAACAGUCAUACUCAACAGGCGGACCGCAGUCUGUAUCCGGACCCAGAAGAGGGUCAAUACGGACCGCGGGUCUAAAAUCUAUUUUUAUUUUUAAAGAAAUCAGUCAGGCUUUUAACUUACUGCUGUUGAGUAGGUCUCAUGGGCAGAUUAUGUGCCCAGGGGCCUCGACCCCAAGGGGGCCCCCAUUUUUGAUUUUGUUGAGUCACUCAGGUAUCAUAUGAACACACAUAAGAAGACAUGGCAAAAUGUGUAGAAUUGCAGGAAAUUAGCUUUAAAACUGCAACAGUUUCUCUCACCCCAUGGCAAAAUGUGUGGAAUUGCAGGAAAUUAGCUUUAAAACUGCAAUGUUUUCUCUCCACCAGCAGGAGGGGUGUGAAUUGUUUGAACAGUUUGGAGUUACAUGUGUUGCGAAGGGCGGGUUUGUUACUAUGCCGACAAAUGACAAUAUCUAUCCGGACCUUUGCCACUUUGGAAAUUUGUGUGACCAGACCAUCUCAAAUAGUAGUUGAGUACCCCUGCUCUAGAACACCACAGAACCCUAUGAAACCCAAGUUAUGUUGAGAAUCAAAACUAUAGGAUCACAACCUAGAGCACCACUAGGACUAAAACGUCCAGGCAACCAGACAACCACACCUCCCAUGCCUCUUUCCUUCUGACUACCUAACUGAUCCUGUGGUUGUUCAAUGCAAAGGCAGUGAACUAUCAGCUGUCUAUGGAAACUGAUUAAAGCUUUGAAAGCUAACAGUCUGAUACACUGAAAGACUGACCAACAUACACAGCUGUGUGGAAUCCCUGGGUUGUGCAAUAAUAUGUUGUAUUUAUUUAUUUGACCAUUCCAAGCUUAGGGAAGCAGGCAGAAGAGAGCCCAAAACUACAGUCCCUGAUGAACAGUGUUUUACCAGGGUAUAGGACCACUGAGAGAGAAUCUGACACAGACAGGCUGAAAAGGCUUUUUUAGAGAUAUUAUUUUAGAAAUUAAGUAACUCACUGGGCAAAAAUAAUUGAAUCAACGUUUUUUCCACUUUAAAAAAUAAUAAUCUAUGUGAUGACGUUGACUCAACGUGGAAAACUGAUUGGAUUUGCAAAAAGUCGUCAAC
Molecule: messenger RNA, 2446 nt
Organism: Coregonus clupeaformis (lake whitefish)
Lineage: Eukaryota; Metazoa; Chordata; Actinopteri; Salmoniformes; Salmonidae
Product: neutral cholesterol ester hydrolase 1
Exons: 6
Coding region: 126-1349 (407 amino acids)
Cellular component (GO): membrane
Molecular function (GO): carboxylic ester hydrolase activity
Source: RefSeq, a predicted model, not a curated record